GCACCAGUUCACUUCCCUCUCUCAGUUCCCCCCAGCAAGCCAGGAAAAGACGCUGAGUCGGACUUCGGCUCUUUUCUCUGGUCCCUGUUUGAACGUGUCGGACCCUCCACUCCCACCCACCGCCCUGCAACACAAACAUAGCCUGACCAGUCCUUAAUUUCCUGGAUCUGCUCUUUGUUACCAGAGCCUUUACCCUCAUCUGCUUCAAUUCCAGGAGAGAGAAGAAGACUUAUUUCUUCCUUUUAGCGGAUUGAUUUCUGACUGAACCUGGAUUGUUUUCCUUCUUGUUGUUGGGCUCCCGCUGCAGGACCAGAGCUGAUGCUUCCACCAAUGUAAUUAGCUCGGCUACUGUCAAAGAAACCGGUUUAAACGUCGGAACAAAGGGACGUUGAAGGUCUUUUUCCCCGACCCGGUCUGAAAACCAUAAUUCAGCACUGCAGUUGUCAAGUUGGAGCCCUGCUGGGAAAUGGACAAACCCCUCUAAAGUGACGACGCUGCUCUGCCUCACCAACACAAGCACAGGACGUGAUUUGGACGAGGACCCCCCCGAGUGGAGCAAGAAGAACAUGUUUACUACCCUGUUUCUAUGGUAACCCAAGAGGAGCAUGCACGUCCGGGUCAGGAGUUAACCUCAGCGCUCAUCUCCUCCGCCUGACUCCUGUGAGAACUACACUACCCAUAAUUCCUGUAAACUGACAACCCAAUUUGACACUUAGAUCAGUUUAAGAAAGACACUCAGAGGAGCAAAAACUACGACGACACUACCACAACGCUGCUGUGAGGACGACCAACAUGGCCAACAACACGGCAGACCACCCUCCGGGGAACUCGGUGGCAGAGGGCAACCAUGACGGGGACUUUGGGGUGACCGUGAUGGAACUGAGGGAACUGAUGGAGCUGCGGAGCGCAGAGGCCGUCAACAAGAUACAGGACGUGCACGGAGACGUGCAGGGCAUCUGCCGCCGCCUGAAAACAUCCCCUAUAGAAGGUCUGUCCGGUAACCCCGUUGAUUUGGAGAAACGUCACGCGGCGUUCGGCAAGAACUUCAUCCCCCCCAAGAAGGCCAAGACGUUUCUGCAGCUGGUUUGGGAGGCUCUGCAGGACGUCACACUUAUUAUUCUGGAAAUCGCUGCCAUCAUCUCGCUGGGCCUGUCCUUCUACCAUCCACCAGGGGGCGACAGUGAAGCAUGUGGCCAGGUUGCAGGUGGCGUGGAGGACGAGGGCGAGGCCCAGGCUGGCUGGAUCGAGGGCGCCGCCAUCCUGUUCUCGGUCAUCAUCGUGGUCCUGGUGACGGCCUUCAACGACUGGUCCAAAGAGAAGCAGUUCCGCGGGCUGCAGAGUCGCAUCGAGCAGGAACAAAAGUUCACCGUCAUCCGCAAAGGCCAGGUCAUCCAGAUUCCUGUGGCCGAGCUGGUGGUGGGAGACAUCGCUCAGAUCAAAUAUGGAGACCUGCUGCCUGCUGACGGGAUCCUGAUCCAAGGCAACGACUUGAAGAUUGACGAGAGCUCCUUGACUGGAGAGUCGGAUCAGGUCCGAAAGUCUAUGGAGAAGGACCCUAUGCUGCUGUCCGGUACGCAUGUAAUGGAGGGAUCAGGCAGGAUGGUGGUGUCAGCCGUCGGCCUCAACUCUCAAACCGGCAUCAUCUUUACUCUGCUGGGCGCUGGCGAGCACGACGAAGAGAAGAAGGUCAAGAAAAGUAAAAAACAAGGACCCCCCGAAAAUCGCAACAAAGCCAAAACCCAGGACGGCAUUGCCCUGGAGAUCCAGCCGCUGAAGAGCGAGGAGGCCACCGAGUCGGAGGAAAAGGAGGAGGCUAAACCGGUGAAGAAGGUUAAUGUAACCAAGAAGGAGAAGUCGGUGCUGCAGGGCAAACUCACCAAACUGGCUGUACAGAUCGGGAAGGCUGGUCUGAUCAUGUCGGCUCUGACGGUCAUCAUCCUCAUCCUCUACUUUGUGAUCGACACCUUCGCGGUCCAGGGUCGGACCUGGGUGGCCGAGUGCACCCCCAUCUACAUCCAGUACUUUGUCAAGUUCUUCAUCAUCGGCGUGACCGUGCUGGUGGUGGCCGUUCCCGAGGGGCUGCCGCUCGCUGUCACCAUCUCUCUAGCCUACUCCGUCAAGAAAAUGAUGAAGGACAACAACCUGGUGCGUCACCUGGACGCCUGUGAGACCAUGGGCAACGCCACGGCCAUCUGCUCGGACAAGACGGGCACGCUGACCAUGAACCGCAUGACGGUGGUGCAGGCGUACGUCGGCGACACGCACUACAGAAAGGUCCCCGAACCAGAAGCCAUUAAAGCAGAGACUCUGGAAGUUAUGGUCAACAGCAUUGCUAUCAACUCGGCGUACACCACCAAGAUCCUGUCUCCGGAAAAAGAAGGUGGCCUUCCCCGCCACGUAGGCAACAAGACCGAGUGUGCUCUGCUGGGCCUGGUGCUGGAGCUGAAGAGGGACUACCAGCCAAUCAGAGAUGAGGUCCCCGAAGAGAAACUCUACAAGGUUUACACCUUCAACUCCUCCCGCAAGUCCAUGAGCACGGUGCUGAAGAACGCUGACGGAGGUUUCCGCAUGUACAGCAAAGGAGCAUCAGAGAUAGUCCUGAGAAAAUGUUCCUAUAUCUUGGACGCCCAGGGUCACCCUCGCAUCUUCAAGCCGAAGGACCGUGACGAGAUGGUGCGUAAGGUGAUUGAGCCGAUGGCGUGCGAUGGCCUGAGGACCAUCUGCGUGGCUUACAGGGACUUUCCCGCCGAUGCAGGGGAGCCAAACUGGGACAACGAGAACGACAUCUUGAAUGACCUCACCUGCAUCGUGGUGGUCGGCAUCGAGGACCCCGUCAGACCUGAGGUACCUGAGGCUAUUACCAAGUGCCAGCGUGCGGGCAUCACUGUACGUAUGGUUACCGGAGACAACAUCAACACCGCCCGCGCCAUCGCGACCAAGUGUGGCAUCCUGCUGCCCGGCGAGGAUUUCCUGUGUAUGGAGGGCAAAGAGUUCAACCAGCAGAUCAGAAACGACCAGGGAGAGGUGGAACAAGAGCGUCUGGACAAAGUUUGGCCCAAACUGCGCGUUCUGGCUCGUUCCUCGCCAACAGACAAACACACUCUGGUCAAAGGUAUCAUCGACAGCACGGUGGGUGAAACCCGACAGGUGGUGGCGGUGACGGGAGACGGUACCAACGACGGCCCCGCCCUCAAGAAAGCUGAUGUCGGCUUUGCCAUGGGCAUUGCCGGCACGGACGUGGCGAAGGAAGCGUCUGACAUCAUCCUGACUGACGACAACUUCACCAGCAUUGUCAAGGCCGUGAUGUGGGGAAGGAACGUCUACGACAGCAUCUCCAAGUUCCUGCAGUUCCAGCUGACCGUCAACGUGGUGGCCGUGAUCGUGGCGUUCACCGGCGCCUGCAUCACACAGGACUCUCCUCUGAAGGCCGUCCAGAUGCUCUGGGUCAACCUCAUCAUGGACACUUUGGCGUCUCUUGCUCUGGCCACCGAGCCGCCCACCGAGUCUCUGCUGCUGCGCCGGCCGUACGGCCGCAACAAGCCUCUCAUCUCCAGGACCAUGAUGAAGAACAUCCUGGGUCACGCCGUGUACCAGCUCGUCAUCAUCUUCACACUGCUCUUCGCUGGUGAGUCGAUUUUCGACAUCGACAGCGGCCGCAACGCUCCCCUGCACGCGCCGCCGUCGGAGCACUACACCAUUGUCUUCAACGUGUUCGUCAUGAUGCAGCUCUUCAACGAAAUCAACGCCAGGAAGAUCCACGGGGAGAGGAACGUGUUCGAGGGCAUCUACAAGAACCCCAUCUUCUGCAGCGUAGUACUGGGGACCUUUGUCCUGCAGAUCAUCAUCGUUCAGUUCGGAGGGAAGCCCUUCUCCUGCACGGCUCUGACCAUCGACCAGUGGCUGUGGUGCGUUUUCAUCGGUGUGGGAGAGCUGCUGUGGGGACAGCUGAUCUCCGCCAUCCCUACCCACCGCCUGAAGUUCCUGAAGGAGGCGGGCCACGGCACCACCAAAGAGGACAUCCACGAGGAGCAUAUGACGGAGGGCGCCGAUGAGAUCGACCACGCCGAGAUGGAGAUGAGGAGAGGCCAGAUCCUCUGGUUCAGAGGGCUGAACCGCAUCCAGACACAGAUGGAUGUGGUCUAUACCUUCCAGACGGGCCAGGCGCCGGUGCCCGGCGCCCUGCGCCGCCAGCCGUCGGUCGUCAGCCAGCACAAUGACGCCACUGCCGCCAAAACUCUCUCUAGCCCCACCCACUUGGGGCUUAGCCCCUCCUCCUCUCUCGCCAACUCGGCCGGGGCUCCGCCUCCUGCUGCUGCUGCUUCCUCCUCCGCUGCAGGCAAUUAAGGUGGUGAACGCGUUCCGUAGCUCCCUGUACGCGGGGCUGGAGAGCCCAGAGUCCCGUAGCUCCAUCCACAGCUUCAUGGCCCAUCCUGAGUUCGUCCCCCAGUCCGAGGAGGAGGCUCGCAUCCCCACUAUUGAGGAGACUGGAGACGAGAUCGACCUCCUCCCCAGCGCCUCCUCUGGGGCCGGGGGAGGAGGAGAGCCGCCCAGCGCCUUCCCCCACAGCUGCGAGUCAUCC
Molecule: messenger RNA, 4579 nt
Organism: Etheostoma cragini (Arkansas darter)
Lineage: Eukaryota; Metazoa; Chordata; Actinopteri; Perciformes; Percidae
Product: plasma membrane calcium-transporting ATPase 1-like
Exons: 22
Coding region: 793-4344 (1183 amino acids)
Biological process (GO): calcium ion transmembrane transport; regulation of cytosolic calcium ion concentration
Cellular component (GO): intracellular membrane-bounded organelle; membrane
Molecular function (GO): PDZ domain binding; ATP binding; ATP hydrolysis activity
Source: RefSeq, a predicted model, not a curated record